Messenger RNA from Guillardia theta CCMP2712, 1578 nucleotides. RefSeq lists its product as hypothetical. Bases 1 to 1578 code for a protein of 525 amino acids. The transcript has a single exon. Lineage: Eukaryota; Cryptophyceae; Pyrenomonadales; Geminigeraceae. The record is from RefSeq and is a predicted model, not a curated record.
AUGUCGAACUUCUUCGGGAACCUGAACAACCCGCGCAUGCCCGAGGUGGUGAUGAACCAGGGCCCGCUGCCGCCGCUGAGCACCGACAACCUCCCGUACGGCCUGAACGGGACGGCGGAUGCGAGGAUCAACUACAACAAUGCGCUCCUUGGGGACAUCAGUCCGUACGUCUACGGGGAUUCCGCCCGCAUCACCACCCAGACCUCCUACCUCAACCAGAGCUACCGUAUCCAGAAGAUCGUGCCUGAGCUGUACCUCCCCCCCAUCGGGGACGGGCACGGGCUGGUGAAGGUGUCGCACGCCGUGGAUUACGGGGAUAUCGCCUGGUCGCUCCGGCUCAGAAACAUCUCCGCCACGCUCGGGGUGUUCAUGAAGUCGGCCGAGGGCGUCGGGGACAACGGGACGCACAUCACCGCCUUUGUCAAUUUUCCCACGGUGAACUACAUCCUGGUGGGGUUCCAGAACCUGUGGUUUCGGAGGCGAGCCGUGCCUGCCGUUCCCGCCACCUCUUCGGACAAGGCUUGGCUCCGCCUGUGGUUCGACCUGUUCAACCUGACGGGGAACCCGGAGGACUUUGGUCAGUUUAUGAAUGGGAUCACAACUGUGCAGGAUAUUUCGGAGAAGCUCAUGAAGAUCAUCACCCCCUUCGGCGUGUCGGUGCAGUCCGAGAAGCAGGGUGGGAUGCACGAGGUGGGCCUGAGCCCGGUGAUGUGGGCGGUCAACCACCUGACGAGCAUCAACAUCGACGGGAUGACGCGGGACAUGAUCAACUAUUGGAGACAUAUAGAUGUCAACUCCGGGGAUAGGAUCUGCUUCCGCCUCAUGCCCAUCGACCUGAGCGGGGACCAGCGGGCGACCCUGAACCACUUCUACAAGCAUAUCGUCAACCUCGAGUUCACCGUGAGCGAGGGGAGAUACGAGAUCCUUGUCCCCGAUACCUACCCGUACUGCAUCCCCGGGGAUAAACUUCUAAGGGUGCCGGAUGCAGCCGUGCGGCAGGAGUACAACAGGAGGAAGAUGCACUGGUACAUCGGCACGACACAGCAGCACUACCCCAAGAUGUACGAGGAGUUCAGUGAGAUGAAGAAGUUCAUGGACGAUACCGCGUUCUUGAAGGGCGCGCUGCUGCAGACCACCAUCACGCCGAUGCUGGUGAAUUCUAGGAUACGUCAUGUUGCGGAUGGGGCUAUCUCCUUCUUUGGCUCCCGCCUCUCUGCGUCUGAUCCCCGCAAGCGCGCGCUGGGGGUGACCUGGGCGGACGAGCGGCAGGGCGGGAAGCGCAGGUUCGCGCUGUCCGGGCCACCGCCUCCCAAGUUCAGUCUCCCGCAGCAGGCUCCCCAACAAGCUCCGCAACAGACCCCGCAACAAACCUUGCAAUCCCGGAACGGCCUCGACAUCGACGCCCUGCUGCGGGAGGGUGGGCUUCAGGGAUCCGCUGAAGGUGCAGCCCCCGAAGAGCCCAGGAACGUAGUCCCCCAGGCCGUCGCCACCGGCUCCGCCCUCAAGCCCAAGAAGCAGGUCGCCAAGCCCGUGGGCGGGAAGGAGAAGAGGGAUGGGGUAGCGGUGUCCGUGGUUUAG